This is a messenger RNA of Ixodes scapularis (black-legged tick), 6703 nucleotides long. It is a transcript of the gene Pdk, whose product is annotated as pyruvate dehydrogenase (acetyl-transferring) kinase, mitochondrial. Gene Ontology annotation, cellular component: mitochondrion. Gene Ontology annotation, molecular function: pyruvate dehydrogenase (acetyl-transferring) kinase activity. Lineage: Eukaryota; Metazoa; Arthropoda; Arachnida; Ixodida; Ixodidae. The coding region runs from base 330 to 1622 and encodes 430 amino acids. The record is from RefSeq and is a predicted model, not a curated record. The transcript is spliced from 12 exons. Gene Ontology annotation, biological process: regulation of glucose metabolic process; protein phosphorylation.
GGAAAAGUCGGGGGAGAGUCGAGAGCCGUCGAGCCCCUUGGAGGUUAUCAGUGGCAGGCCAAUCAGCGAAGCCGUUCGCGAACACACCUCCCGCAUCAGCUCGGCUUAUGUUACGAAAACGAAAUAUCCCGUUGACGUCGGCUACACGUGACGUCUUACAUCAGUUGUUUUCAUUUUUUUUCGUCACCGCCGAGUAGUCGAAGGCAGUCGUCUCUUCACGUCUUCGACGAGUGUGUGUCCACCGGCUUGCGUUCGUUGGGUCCGCCGAAUGCUAGUCGGUUACUUCUCUCCUUGUUUUCUGUGACGACUAACCUGUCACCGAAGAAACCAUGAGGAUCACAUUUCGUCUCCUCCAAGACAUCGGCAAGAUGCUGGACCGCUAUUCGAGCUUCAGUCCCUCGCCGCUGUCCAUAAAGCAAUUCAUCGAUUUUGGUGAAAAUGCGUGCGAGAGGACGUCCUUUGUCUUCUUGCGAAAAGAACUGCCAGUGCGGCUAGCUAACAUCAUGAAGGAAAUCCACCUCCUGCCCGAGAACCUGCUCCAGAUGCCUUCUGUGGAGCUGGUGAAGAGCUGGUAUGAGAGAAGUUUUGAGGAAAUCUUGGAAUUUGAAAACUGCCAUGGAGCUGAUGAAAAGAUCUUAUCAAAGUUCUGCGACGCUCUGAUCAAAAUCCGGAACCGUCACUCUAACGUAGUGCAGACUAUGGCGCAGGGUGUAAUCGAGUUGAAGGAGACCCACGAGCCUGAUGUCAGAACAGAGCACAGCAUCCAGUACUUCCUGGACCGCUUCUACAUGAGCAGAAUCUCCAUCAGGAUGCUCAUCAACCAGCACACCUCCUUGUUCGGCAAAGAGAGUGGGAGCCACCAUCGCCACAUUGGCUGCAUAGAUACUAACUGCAAUGUCUCGGUCAUUGUUGAUGAUGCCUAUGAAAACGCGAAGUUUCUAUGCGACCAGUACUACCUCUCCUCUCCUAGUGUUGUCGUAGAAGAGUAUGAUAUGCUGGCUUCUGGAAAGGCGAUUUGUGUGGACUAUGUGCCGUCGCAUUUGUACCAUAUGCUUUUCGAGUUGUUUAAGAACUCCAUGCGAGCCGUCGUCGAGUACUACGGCACUGACUGCGAGAGCUACCCUCCGCUCAAUGUGCUGCUCUGUCGUGGGAAGGAAGAUCUCACCAUCAAGCUUUCGGACAAGGGUGGAGGCAUCCCAAGGUCUCAUACGGAACUCCUGUUUCAGUACAUGUACUCCACGGCCCCCCAGCCCUCCAACUCUGGACUCAACUCAGCUCCACUGGCUGGCUAUGGCUAUGGCCUGCCCCUCUCCCGGCUCUAUGCCCGCUACUUCCGUGGAGACCUGAUCCUAACGUCGUGCGAGGGCUACGGCACCGACGCCAUUAUCUACCUCAAGGCACUGAGCAACGAAGCCAACGAGAUGCUCCCCGUAUUCAACAAGGCAUCGAGCAAGCACUACAGCUCGGCGGUUGGGGCCCGUGAUUGGGUGACGCCCCCGUACACCCCGCCUCCUCAGGGGCAGGGAAUUCGCAGCAUGUCCAACCUGUCCGUGGGCGCCCCCAAGCAGUCUGUGUUGGCACGCAAGUUCUCGCAGGAGCACGGCAAGACAAAGAAUCUAUGAGGACACAACUAGCUCAACAUGCUGGCUCUUGUUACAAUUCCGGACUGUCUGAAGUUAUGACACUUGAUGGAUUUACCCAAAAUAUUUGUGUUCAAAUGUGAACCACCACUUUGUUGUUUUUUUGUUUUUUUUUAUUGCACUUUUUGCUGGUUUUAUUUUGAAGUCUCAAUUCAGCAGAAUGUACUACAUUAGUGCAGUGGAAAUUACUUGGCAAUGUGCUGUCACUGUGCAGGCUGUAUAAAUUGUUCUUGCGUGCCCUGUCAACAUCACUUGAAUUGCCUUCAGCUCUCGACUACCCCGUGUUUGAGAAGGGGUGGCGUAGCGGCAGCACUUCAAUGUCAAUGUGGUGUUUGUUUUUGUAUAUAUAAAAGUGACUCAAGCAGCGUUGUUUGGACACUGCCCUAGAAGCUUUGGCAUGAGCUCUAUGGAGAGAUGUAUGUUAUUAUCUAUAUAGGUUUUAUUAAUAGAUUUGUUUUACCAAGGUACUAUCGUGGACUCUGUUAGCUGUAGCACACCAGUAGCGGCCGGCCCGCACCCCCAGCGCCGCAUAGCACGUGCCAUCCGAAACUCUGCGCAUGCGCCGCGAGGCAGACUUGCUCUUCCCGCUUGUGAAAACAUACCCUCGGGUUGUCAUCUGCUGGGCAUAGAGCAGACGACGUCACAGCGUUUGGCAAUGUUUGUUGGACACGGUUUUGUGGGGCACUCUUUCAGGCACAGAUGGACUAUCAGCCAUCUCUGCUCAUCUGAUAUUUUUGCCAUAGCGAACUGGUCUCAAACUCAUUCUAGACAGGUGAUGUUUAUUGGGGCAGAUUGCAGAGUCAUUGCAACUAAAACCCUGCCUGCAUUUUUUUUUUUUUUUUGCUUUUUUUAGUAAAAGGCGUGCGCAAUAAGAAUACACGCUCAUGAAUCAGUAUAAGCACAGUAGGUGGGAUCCAGAAAUAGAGACCGCUAACUGCAAGUUUGACCGAGAAAAAAAAAUUGCCUACCAUGAUACAUACGAGUAGUGGCCACCACUGCGCAAGAGGCGCCCACGAAAUUGUGGGCGCCUCUUACACGGAGGUUGCGCUGUGGCGUUGUCUGCUCUGCGCCUAGCUGACGACAAAGCGAGGGUGUGCUCGCAGACAAGAAGAGCAAUUCCACCGCACGGCGCAUGCGGGGAGUUUCAGACGGCGCUUGCCAUGAGGUGCUGGGGGUGCAGGACGGCCGCCGCUCGCGUGUUACAGCUAGCAGAGUCCACGAUAGUAAAGAAAAACUUUCAGAGGGCUGGUACAAGGAAACUCUGUACUGUCCAACUCCCCAAGAGCAAGGUUGGUCAAUGUAGCUGCUGUUCAACCUCGCUCUUGGAAUAGUUGGGCAGGAAAACUGUCCCACCUUAUGUGCUUUUGGGCAUGGAUUAACAUCAACAGGUGCUAAGGAACUCACAAACUUAAAAAACCAAUAUACUUAAAAAACCAAUAUGGAUUUCCACAGCGAUAGCUGAAAUGUCACCUCCUCACCUCGCUAGUGGAAAUUGGCAUGAAAGCUGGGCCAAAUAUGUCUCUAAUACUAAAAUGGGUACACAGUCAAUUACUUUGUUCAGUAUGAAGAAGGAGUCCUCAACUGCAAUGUGCUUUGAUGGUGACUUUCCACAGCAUCCCUACUACCUAGAUACACACUCUUGUCUCACUUGUAUGAGUACCUUUGACCCAGCUCAAGCCAUAUGAAUAAGGAAUUAACUUGGAUAAUCUAUUGAGUACGAAAGACCUGAUAAUAUUUGUCGCUCAUCAAAACUAUUUGACUAUUUUUAGGUGGGCACUGCUCUAUUUGCCAAUGCCUCGGAGUUGCCAUUUUUUGUGUUGCCUACAAAAUGACAAUAUCAUUCUGCAGAUGGCUCUUGCAUUAGCAUUUUGCAAUCCUUCCUGUGUCUUGUUAAACAAUGCGCAUGGAUUGUUUGGUUAACAAAGGACCCUCUUGCCACUACUUGCCCAGUCCGUUCACCUAUGACAAUGUGGAGCAUGUCGAAAUUUUAUUGUGCUCCAUUGAAAAUUAUUGCAAUUUUGAUGUGUUGUGUAAAUGCAUGUGUUCUGUUCGAGAACUUGAGAAAUAUGUAUUAACGGGUUCUGUUUCUUCUCCGAAGCUGAAAUGUAUCAGUCUGUUUCUCGAAAUGCUGGAACCCAGGAAUAGCAACAGGUUUAUGGCUCAACUGUUUUGCUUUAUACCUUAUUGGUUCAUAAUAGGUCAAUGAUUGGUACAUCUAGCCUUGCACGUGUGGCUGGAGGAAAGAAAAUCACGAGAUAGAAGAAAGCUUGUCAAAAAUACCUGCAAAUUGGAAAAUGAGUUUAAAUGUAUAGCUCACGUGGUGAGAAAAAAAAUCACACAGCGACGUGGAAAUAUUUAGAUGUUUGCCAAUCUAUGAAUUUGCUUUAAAGGGGUCAUGAAGCGAUUUAGAUAGAAUUUCACUGACCGCAUAUUGUUUAAAAGAUGAAAAGAAAACUAGCACUCGAGAUUAGGAAAGCUAAAUUCCAAUAUUCGGCACAAAAUGUUCGCAAAUAAAAGCGAACUGUAUCUUACAUUCCCUCCCUCAAACGCUGGCAAUGAAGCUGAGUGUAUGAAUGGGUGGAUUAAUAAAUAAGUUGUGGUGAAACCUUUUGUAUUGUGCGGUAGCUUGCACCAUCUAUCAAAGUAACCGCAACGUCCACAGUGUAUGAGCCUUUUUAUUUCUUUUUUUUAGUACGUCAGUUGAAUUUAGCUUCCUAUUGGACAAGAGUAGUGGGCCGCUCGAACUGUGCUUGGAAACAAUGAAAUUGUCGACGAAGAAUCUCGAGGGAAACGCCCGAGCUCAAUAUCCGGUUGCAUAAGCUGCAGCAUCACCGAGAGCACGAGAGGUUUUUCCACAAGGAAUUCCAUUAGGAAUGCAUGUUACGUUGUGUCUAACAUUUUGUGUUCACACCCAAAAUGUGAACCUACCAUUCUGUACCGAGUAAUCGCCACACCUCCGCGGCCUGUUCCGGCGUUGAACUGCUACAACUUUCAUCGAGCAACUUCUCGUUUUGCCGUUUGGGCGUCCCGACAUAUGGAACAAGGCUCGUACUUUUAUUAUACCAAAACAUUUUCACCCGCACUCGACUCAGCUGCGGCAUUGAUCGCACAAACGUUGCAGACCAACGAGUCCUACGAAGCAAUCGGCGUUCAUGGAAACCUCAGUAGGUGAUGUCGUUUCAACGUCCUUGCACAGAAACGUCGUUUGGACGCCACGCGAUGCUUGGCUGACGCAGCUACCUCGCUCAGCUGGGAGAACUUUUGUUUCCGGUAGAAAGGCAUACUUUACGUCGUGGCCACGUAAUUUCACAUGUUGGCCGAGUCUGGUCGAGUCGAGGAGAAAAGCAGACGGGAGUUUGCAUCUUUUUUUUUGUGCAAAACUUUAUGCAAUUAAACGAAAAAGAAUUCCUGCUCCGGGCUUCAUGAACAUUGACGAUUAAUUGAGAUCUUUGGAAAAAGCUGAAAAAUCAUCUCAUGAUCCUUUUAAGAUUGGAAAACUAUGCUUCAUUCUCCCUUUGCCUGUCCUGUGACUAUCGUAGCACUUAAUGUGAGCGUUUUAGUGCAAGUUCAACCUCGGUAAAUGGGAAAACCAAAUAGAAUAUUUUUAUUGUUUCGUCGAAAUAGUGUGAAUAGUUUUAGUUGAACAGUGGAUUAAAAAAUUAGCUAUGAAGUUGCCUUCUUCUGGGAACAAGUGAAUAAUUUCCAGUGUCCAUUUGUAUGUAGGGUUUCGUGUUUUUGGAUGUGUCAGAAAAGCACUCGCCAGUAAAUUUUAUGCAAAUUCCAAUUUAUCCGAGAAACUCAUAAUUAUGAGGUCACAAUGACAAUAAAAAGCAAAAAAGACUACUAGAGUUUUACACAUAAAUCUCGUAAAAGCACAGGGUCAGUGGUCCUGAGGAGAUGCCACCCCGGUUUCUUUUGAAAUCUCAAACUACUGGCAAAAGGAGUUUGCCACUUCGCUCGUAAAGGUUCCUUUAGGACAACGGGUCAUAGUAGCCAAAGAUUAUUUAUUUUGUUUUUGAAUUUUCAAAAAUUGGGAACACUGUAAAAUAAGUUCAGAAUUCAGAGAAUUGAGAACAAAAAUGAACUCCUAUAAACCCUACAUUUUUUGACAAAAAAUAAACUUGGAAAAGCACCCUCCGAAUUUUGUGAGACUCCUUUUUAUAUGGCAGCCUCGGGAGCAUUUAGCAGUCUUAUUGAAAGUGUGAAUGUUCGACUAUCGGAGAGCCAUAUGUAUAGGAAACGUAGUGCAAGGUAUGAAAUACCCAUUGUUAGAGUGGGUUUUAGGAUAAAGUGAUAUAUAAAACAAACUGUGUCCAUAACUCGCAAUUUAGCUGCACAUGUGAUAUCAGUAGUUGUGGGAGGAUUUAAAUACUAACGUGAAGUCUUUACCCUUCUUGGAAGUGUCGUGCCCAUUUUUCCAUGAAUUUCAGAACUGACCAGAAUGCCACUUCCCAGUUUUAUCACAAUUAUCCGAUUUCAAGUACCUAGGCACUCCUUUACUAGUUUGCAAAAAGCAGUUUUAUACUGUAAGGAACAUACAGAAACUCGUUUGACUGCACGGUUAUGAUCAGUUUAGGGCCAUUAUUAUAAGUGUCUGGCAGAUGUUAUCCACCUUAAAAUGGAGCUUGCCUUUACGUGGUGAAAGACUGAAUGUACUAGUAGUCCUGAUUUGAAAGUGUGUGAAGUCCAUCUUGAAUUUGAGGGGGUGGGGUGAGGGGGUAUAUGCAAACGGAGAGGUGCCUUGCAAGGAACGCGCAAGAAAAUAGAAAAGGCAUGCUGGUGCAGAAGUUGGGAGCUCGCCUAAUCUCUGUGUGCAAAGGCACCGACACUGCUGUUUGGCCCCCUCCUCCCCCUCCUUCGCAUGUUCACCCCCUCACCCUCCUGUCGAAAGCAACUUUAUAUGUUUUUGAGGAAGGUGGCAGAUAUGCUUCUGAAUAGUGCGCAUGAAGUGCAUUCACUGGUAUCGUAUCCAAGUACAAACCUGCACCGACACGUCUUCACAAGAAACGCAUGUCUGUUUAUGUUAUUCUGUUUGUAAUAAAAUCCUUUUUUGUUUUCUGUUC